Molecule: messenger RNA, 6132 nt
Organism: Thamnophis sirtalis
Lineage: Eukaryota; Metazoa; Chordata; Lepidosauria; Squamata; Natricidae
Gene: SASH1
Product: SAM and SH3 domain containing 1
Biological process (GO): positive regulation of non-canonical NF-kappaB signal transduction; positive regulation of JUN kinase activity
Molecular function (GO): mitogen-activated protein kinase kinase kinase binding
Source: RefSeq, a predicted model, not a curated record
AAAGCAUUUGCUUUUAUGACAGCAGGUGCAAGCAUCAUGUCCUGGUAUCUUUGGAGGAAAUCCAGAGUGUCAGGAAGCAGAUCCGGUUAAAAAAGGCAGAUCCUAAUUAUUCAUGUUCUAGAGCUUUUCUCUGUCAGCGUCCUGCUAGGAAAGGUGUCCCGCCUUCCAUCUGUGAUAUGCAGCUGCUUCAUCACAAACCUAAGAGGCUAGGAAGAGGUGGGAGCUGUGGCUUCUCAAACAGAAGGCUUCGAGGGUGCAAUUCAGUCAGCGAGUUCAAUAUCACAUAUGUGGUGGAAAGAAGCCUGUACAGUCACCUCAACCUAUCACAUCUGGUGCGGCCCGUGACUGACAGAGCCUUGAGCAAAAGUGAAGAACAGGAGUUGAGGCGGUGCCUGCUGGAGGAAGAGGCGGCGGCAAAGAGGAAGUGGGCUUCCACAGUCGAUCGCUGUACAAAAAGGGUUCUUUUGAGAAUCCACCAAAAGUCUAGAACCUGCAGCUUUGGUGGUUUUGAUUUGGCAAAUCGCUCACUGCACAUUGGAAACAGUCCAGAUCAAAUUGGAAAGGAUGGUGAUUUUGUCUACAAAGAGGUGAUCAAAUCUCCUUCGACUUCCCGCAUAUCCCUGGGUAAGAAGGUGAAAUCUGUAAAAGAAACCAUGAAGAAAAGAAUGUCUAAAAAAUACAGCAGCAGCAACUUGUCAGAGCAGGAACCCAAUCUGGAUGUAAGGCCAGAGUCUCUUCAGGCACCACAGCCAGAUACUUUGGAUAAACCAAAGUUGAAAGCUGGUGGUUCAGUAGAAAGUUUGCGGAGUUCCCUCAGUGGCCAAAGCUCCAUGAGUGGGCAGACGGUAAGCACAACUGACUCUUCAACCAGCAAUAGAGAGAGCGUCAAGUCUGAAGAUGGUGAUGAGGAGGAGCUUGCGUACCGAGGGCCUUUCUGUGGUCGUGCCAGGGUUCACACUGACUUUACCCCCAGCCCUUAUGAUACGGAUUCUCUUAAACUUAAGAAAGGUGAUAUUAUUGAUAUAAUUAGCAAGCCUCCCAUGGGUACCUGGAUGGGUCUUCUGAACAAUAAAGUUGGUACUUUCAAAUUCAUCUAUGUGGAUGUGUUAAAUGAAGAGGAAGAAAAGCCUAAAAGGCCCACAAGGAGGCGCCGAAAAGGAAGAUUACAGCAACCCAAAUCUGUUGAGGAUCUCCUUGAUCGCAUCAAUUUAAAGGAGCACAUGCCAACCUUUCUGUUCAAUGGCUAUGAAGACUUAGAUACCUUCAAGCUCCUGGAGGAAGAAGAUUUGGAUGAGCUCAACAUUCGCGAUCCAGAGCACCGAGCUGUUCUCUUGACAGCAGUGGAGCUCCUGCAAGAAUAUGACAGUAACAGUGAUCAGUCGGGCUCUCAGGAGAAACUCCUCGUAGAUGGCCAAGACCUCAGUGGAUGUUCUCCCAGGGAUUCAGGCUGCUACGAAAGCAGUGAAAACCUGGAGAAUGCUAAAAUACGACAGCCUUGUCUCCUGCCCACAAAAUUAGCCAGUGAAUAUCAUUUUAAGGAUUUCCACCGAAACCCACUGGUGAAUUUUCCAAAUCUACCCUUAAGUAAAUCAACGGAAGCUUAUCAGAAAGAAAAGAAAACCCAGUUCAGCUGUGUGUAUCCAGUCUUCAAAAACCGUCUCAAGCUGCCAGCAGCUAUGGAUCUCAAGAAGAAAGGUAGAAGUUUGCCAGUUGGUGUCUGCCGAAGUUGGGAAGUUUUAGAAAGAGCACCAAAUAUGCCAAUAUGGCCAAGAUCCCAUUCUCUUGGAGACCUUCAUGGAAAUAUUGACACUGGUAGUAUAAAAUCAGUAGAUAGUUUACCUCUGGAUUCAUUAAAAAAACCAACUGAGCCUGAAGGCGGUGGGCAGAUAAUAAAACUAUUGAUGGCUAAUCAAAGAAAAGAGGUUGUUGAUCCCCUUAAGGGGAAGAGAAAGGAAUUCCACUUGUCAGCAACCAUGCCUUCUACAAGAAUGUUCCCUCAGCAUUUGCCCGAGAACUGUGAUGCUCAGACAUCUUCUCUGUCCCAUGGUAUGACCUGGACUCCUUUUGAAAGUUGUAAAAAAAGCACCCAUGAUCUUGGAAGAGCUAAUGCUUCGAUCUCCAAAGAAAAUGUGGAAACUGAUGAGAAGGACAUGAGUGAAGCAAAAAUGCUACCCAAAACAUCUUCACAGCCACCGCCAGUCCCUGCGAAAAAAAACAGAGAACGCGUUUCUAAUGGACACUGUCAUCUCCCCUCAACUCUAUCUUGUUCAGAUGUACCGUCUUUGCCAGCAAAAAAAGUUACCCUUCAGGGCUCCUCCAGUUCCCAUGAACUGACUGCAUGUAUAACAUUUCCUGAUCAGGAACCCAAAACUCCUUCCAGCAUAAGGCCUCCUUGGUUGUCCGACCUUCCAGAAACAACUAGUGUCCAGCAACAUGUGUUAAAACUCGAUCCUUCUUCAGUAAGGAAGAUAUCCUGUAAUAGAGGACUGGAUCUUGAAAUGUUGAUAGAAAAUAAGCUGCAGUCUGAAGAUAUUGAUCUUACAGAAGAGCCCUAUUCUGAUAAGCAUGGCCGUUGCGGGAUUCCUGAACCUUUGGUGCAAAGAUAUGCUGAAGAUUUAGAUCACCCUGAAAAGGAUGUUGCUACACACCUGGACCAAGUCCGAGUGAAGCAGCUGAGAAAGCAGCACCGCAUGGCUAUUCCAAGUAAUGGCCUCACUGAAAUUUGCCGAAAACCUGUAUCACCUGGAAAUGUCUCUUCCAUAACUGAUUGGCUAGUUUCUGUUGGCCUCCCAAUGUACUCAGUCUCUCUCAGAGCUGCAGGAAUCAAUGACUUAAGUAAAGUGCCUUCUCUCUCACAAACGUCACUUCAUGAGGCUGGCAUCACUGAAGAGAAGCAUAUAAGCAAGCUUUUAGCAGCAGCGAGACUUCUGAAUCCAGAGACCAUAUAACCCAUUCUGGAAUAUAGUAUUUUUUUUUCUGUUGGAAAACCUAUCAUUUCUUUUAAAAGCGAUUUCAUUAUUAAUUGCCCCAGAAAAAGCUUUGGAACAGGGAAAUCUGGUCCUGGAGAAGGCUGAAGUUUCAUCCUCUUCAUAUAAAACUAGUAUCAGCGGUCCACAACAGGGAAGUAUUUUUAUUCAAAGAAAAGGCACAAGCAAUAGUUUUCAUUUGCUAAGGACUCUUAGUGUUGCUUUUGGCCAUACAUUCUUGAAAAGUCAACAACAAACAUCUUCAGUUUGGGGGGAAAGGGGAUAGCAAAUUGUAGAUCUCUAGAUACUUUGGUUCUAUUCAAAGGCUAAAGCAUAGCUAACCAUUAAGGAUUUUUAAUUCAAAUUUAUAUAUCCUAUUUGUUGAAAUCACAACAAAUGUAUUAAAGAUUAGUUCUAUUUCUAUAAUAGAGGUUCCUUCCACAUCCUUUUCAUUUCAGCAAUUUAUAUAAAAAAUAUAUUAAUAAAGCUUUCCCAAUAUAGUUUCCUAGAAGGUCAGAGUUGAGGAACACAUAGCUUUUGAUUUUCCCCAUAAACAGAAGAUGAGGCAUGGACCAACAGGUGAGGGCCACAGAUUUCCAUCUGACGGUAGCUAGGCCAGAGUUCUGAAUUUUAUACCUUUGAGCUGAUCUUCAUUGCAACGGACCGAUUUUUUAAAAGCUCAUUUCUUUAGAAUAAAAGUUCUAUUUAGUAGCCAGUUUUAAUUUGCCUUAAAAUGCUUUUGAGCAGUUUACUUACCAGCCUUCAGAUUUACAAGAUCUAUCAUUGUUGCAGUUUUAAUUUACCAAAAGCUUAUUUUAAAGAUUUCCUAUAUCUCACAACAUCUCCUUGUGUAAAGUUGCUGUUUUUGAAAUUGCAGACUUUAGUUCUCAGGCUAACAAGAUGUUUAUAGCUAUUAAUGUUUGCUGGCAUUACUAAAAGGCUGAAAGAUAUUUUGCCUUUUGUAUGUACAUAGAUAUAUAUAAAUAUGAUACAAUGCUUUUCCAUGUUAAUUGCAGUUUUGUGUAUUGUGAUGCAUUGUCGUUCGGUUUGCUGCAGCUUUGACUUGGUAUCCUGACCAUAUCAAUGUGACAUGGGUUGUUCCGUCUGCCCCAAAGAAAACCUAACUGGCUGAAUAAGCAAAAUAUCACUCAUCAUCCAGAGAAUCAGAAAAAGAAUUCUACUUCAGUGAGAUUUUGGGGGUGAAGGGAACUCUCAAGCUAUAGUUCCUGUAAGAGUAGCUAAACAUGUCUGUUAUUAGAUAUUGAAAUUAUUUACUACAAUGGGUUGCUGGAGCAAACUGGUUUUGUUUUUUUUCUUUGUGGUACCAUGUUCUUGUUUACUAAAACUAUUAAACUAUACAAUGUAAAAUCUCUUCCUUGUUUCUGUGAAUAUAGAUAAAUUUUAUUUUUGUACAUGAUCAGGCAUAUUAUAUACCAAAUAAGUCUGACACUUCGAUUGUCCAGUAGUACCUACUAACUACUAAUUAGCUAUAAUAAUGAAGGCUUUUCAGGAUAAGUAAUGCCCCAAUAGUUUGAAGAUGUAAUGGACUCAGUCUAAGCCUGGGAACAUGAAGCCUGAUUUCAGAUAGUUUCUCAUCACCUCUUUGUGCCUCCCAUUGCAUUACCUCUAAAAAAAGAAAUUAUUUUACAACUUCAAAAAAUGCAAUAUUCAGCUAAGAACAUUUCUGCAAAGCAUAAUUCUGCCUUUCCAAGAACUCUUUCUCACCAGGUAUCUUUCUCUUAUGGACUUUAAUGUAUCAGGUAUUUGUGGAGUUUUACUAAAAAAAAAAUAUCACUCCAACCUUCACUAUUUUAUUAGAUUAUUCUGACAAGCACAAGUGAUUAAAGAUUUCUACUCAUUAAAGGAAAAAAAGGUGUGUGGUGAACAUUUCUUCUCAUGUACAAAUUUAUUACUUUUUAAUUAAAUUAAUGGAUGACUAUAUAUGCAGAGAGAUGUCCUCUGCAUGUAGAUUGUGUGGUUAUAAGCUUGUAAGAUUAGCUGGAAUUCUCAUUUAUUUGUAAUAUACUGUAGAAGUUGAUUUUAAAAAAAAAUUAUUACCACAAACGGUUUAGAUGCAGUGGAAGAUGGAAGACAGUCAUGGUAAUAUGUCAGGGUAUAAAUAAUGCCACUAAGGUUUCACAUUUACAGAAUUACAGAAUGAGAAAAAAAAUAAAUAUUUUAUACAUCUCAAGAAGUAUAUUCAUUAGGAAGGAUACAAAUUAUUAAACUGAGAACAGAAGUGCACAAAUCCAAUGCUGGUUCUGUUGAUAUUGCUAUAUACUUUUUAAAAAUAAUUUUAAUGUGUUGUUUAUUUUUUUUUGUUUCACAUACACACAAUCAUUAUGCAUAGAGAUUACAUAUUAUUUAUAGUAUAACAACUAACGCAACUGCUGACCAUUUCCCCGGUAUUCAUAUUGAUUCUGAAAAAGUGUUAAAUCAUUUAGUAUUUCCAUGUUGCAGAGAAAGUCUAGGUGAUAUAGAAGAACCCCCUAGGUUAGAAGCUGUUAACAUUAAGCUAGACUCCUGUAUUGAUAUUCUACAGACAGGUAGGACCACGUUAAUAUAAUGGAGGAUGGUUUUUAACCAGCAGUUAAUCAAAGAGGCAGCAAUAUAUGCUUCACGGUCCUCCUGAGAAUUAUUCUAAUUAUAAGUUUGCCUUUGGGUGCAAGUGGUAAUGCUGUAAAUAAAGAUAUCAGAGCACAACUCCUCAUUAAUCUUAUUUAUGCAAACUGUAGUGCAGCAAUAAAGGUCAGUUCACCAAGUCAUGGCUGUACAUAUGCAUUAUAUUAUUUUUAAGCAACAUAUUUUGUCCAUACUAAACCCCUAAAUGCAAUUUAUUUGGGAAUAAAAAAAAUAAGUUAUGUAACAACUAACAAAAGUUGCACUUUCUGUAUAUUUAAAUAACUUAUUUUUCUCCCAUUUACUGUUCUUGAAUAAUGUAAGUAGAUGUAAUAUACCAGCAUCGAUAUGUUCUUGCAAUUUGCUUCCAUUGCAGAAAGUUGUGUAAAGAGAAAAAAAACGGGGGGGAAAAUCUUACAGGUGUGUAAAGAUUACCGUGUUGUUUUACAUCAAGAAAAGAAGCAACAAAAUGACUUAUCUGUCUAUGAAAACAAUUCUACAAUUAUGUACUGUUGUUCAAAGGAAAAUAAAAUUCAUGUUGCUAUAG